AUGAAGGCCGGGAUAUGGAUCAAUCAGCCCGGGCAGUCGGCCGCCACUUUUUGCACGAUACGGCUGUCAGCAAUGGGAGGAAUGGAUGGGCGGGGCCAACCUGAGAAUAAAAAUAGACGUAAGGAGGCGUGGUCCAGAUGGAUUUUGGAAAUUCGUGAGGUUCUUCGAUACUGUGAAUCACUCCAUGGCCGAUGGAACCUACAAGAAAUCCGUGCUGUCUUUCUGCGACGCCACCUCCUUCAAAAUACCGCUCUCGAGCUGUUCCUUUCGACUAGAACGGCGAUCAUGUUUGCUUUCCCUGACCAAGAAACCGUGAAAAAAGUCGUCUACCAAUUGCCACGAGUCGGCGUCGGCGUCAAGUACGGUCUGCCACAAAGUCGUAAAACGUCUUUGAUGACACCAAGACAACUCUUCAAGCACUCCGAUAUGUGCCAAAAAUGGCAAAAGCGCGAAAUCUCGAACUUUGACUACUUAAUGUUCCUGAAUACGGUAGCCGGUCGGACCUUCAAUGAUCUGAACCAGUAUCCUGUGUUCCCAUGGAUUCUUACCAACUAUACCUCGGAUACCCUGGAUCUGAACCAAGCCAGCAACUUCAGGGAUUUGAGCAAGCCGAUCGGAUCGUUGACGGAAACGCGACGCAAAUUCUUCCAAGACCGUUACGCGAGCUGGGAAGAUGAAACGAUUCCACCAUUCCAUUAUGGUACCCACUACUCCACUCAGGCAUUCACCCUCAAUUGGCUUUAUCGUGUGGAACCCUUCGCAUCGAUGUUUAUCCAUAUGCAAGGCGGGAAAUUCGACCACCCAGACCGUAUGUUCCACUCCAUUGCCGAAACUUGGGAACGCUGUCAGAGAGACAGUCACGACGUUAAGGAGUUGAUUCCGGAACUCUUUUACCUACCUGAAAUGUUCCGAAAUUCGAAUGACUUCCCGCUGGGUACCCGAGCUGAUUCUGUAAAAUUGGAUGAUGCCAUGCUGCCUCCGUGGUCUCGAAACGCAGAACAUUUUGUCUUGGUCCAUCGACAAGCCCUGGAAAGUGACUUGGUUAGCUGCCAUCUCAAUCAAUGGAUCGAUCUGAUUUUCGGUUACAAGCAGCGAGGUCCUGAAGCGGUUCGUGCCACCAACGUCUUCUACUAUCUUACGUAUGAGGGAGCCGUGAACCUGAAUUCUAUCGAAAAUUCCGUUCAAGCUGAAGCCCUGCGGCAGCAGAUACAAAGUUUCGGACAGACUCCCGUACAAUUAUUGGCUGAAGCUCAUCCACCACGGCAUUCUGUGAUGACGAUGACACCAAUGAUGUUCCGACGCUGCGAGGACGACCUAUGCAUGUUGAUGAAGUUCAUCUCAAAUUCGCCGGUCGUCUAUUUGGCUGCAAACACCUGGUCACAACUUCCACAGCCCCUCGUUCUCUCUAUUGCCAACAACCUAGUCUUUUCCUUGAAUCGAUGGGACAACGGAUAUACAUAUUCGACCAACCGUCCGUCAGCCUUGGCGAUGAACGACAAACAGGGCGAGUCUGACUCAAAUGUGGUGGAAUUGCCAUUGACUGUCGAUCCUCUACUUGCCUCUGGAAAUCCGUCACAGCCGCCGCCACGUCGCCAUCUAGGUGACUCGUUCGAUCAACGGAUGAAAAUCAAGUGGAAUAAUUUUGUCUCGACGACCGACACGAGGUUCAUAAUUGCUUGUGGAUAUCCGGACUACUCAUUCCGUGUCAUUGAUUCUGAUUCAGCACGCGUCCGACAAGUUGUCUACGGCCAUGGUGAUGUGGUAACAUGCGUGGCUCGAUCCGAGACGUCGUUAUUCGCUGACUGCUAUGUCGCUACCGGAAGUCUCGACUGUACGGUUGCAUUAUGGCAUUGGAAUGGACAGGCCGGAGUGAUCGCUGGAGAAUACAAUCUGCCGGGCGAAACUCCAUCGCCACGAGCCAUUCUCACUGGACAUGAUGCAAAAAUCACCGCGCUCGCCGUUUCAGCCGAACAUGGAAUGGUGCUCUCAGGAUGUGAAGACGGUACCGUCUUAAUGCACACCACUUCUGGCGACCUGCUGCGCAGGGUUGAAGGACCGUGCAAGGUGUCUCUUCUACUGAUGAGCCGCGAAUGUGUCGUUUUCGUGCUUUUCGGAACUUCGAUGAUCCGAACCUUCUCAACAACAGCACGACCCCUUGACCAAGAAGACAUCAACGAACGUCUAGAAUGUGCCUGUCUUACGCGGGAUGGCGAAUAUGUGGUGGCUGGAUCGGAUAGCGGCCGAGUCCAUAUUUGGAGACUCUUUCCACUCGAGCAGCUAUACACAUUCCAGCAAACGGACAGCCCCGUACGUUGCGUAGCCGUCUCGGCAUCGCAUCGUUUCGUCCUUGGUGGACUUGAUUCCGGCGCUAUUGUUGUUUUCAAUGUCGACUUCAACAAAUGGCACUAUGAAUACCGACAUCGAUAUGCUGACUCCAAGCGC
This is a messenger RNA of Mesorhabditis spiculigera, 2442 nucleotides long. The record is from the annotation of a GenBank genome assembly. Lineage: Eukaryota; Metazoa; Nematoda; Chromadorea; Rhabditida; Rhabditidae.